GAGUGUACAAUAAAUUAUUGUAAAUAGAGAGGAUCAGACCGGUUAUCGAUUCAAUGCGAAUGAAAGGAAAUGUGAACCUACAUAUAUAAGCUCUUACUCAGUUCACAUGUGUCAGUCUUGAGACACGUUUGGAAUACUGCUGUUAAAUUAUAAUACAACUGUUCUUUAACAAUAGAGUUUUCGAAAAUUUGUGAAGAAACAUUUUUGGCUUGGAAAAUGUCUACCACAGUCUUCGCUUUUGCAUUUGUAAUUGCAUGUGCUGCAGCGGAAAUACCAUCCUACAUUCAUAUAUGUGGACGCCAGAGCUCAAACAUCGAAAAAUGCAUUUUGGACAAUAUCAUUAAUUUGAAGAGUAAAAUAUGCAAAGGAAUACCAGAAUUAGACAUUCCAUCGAACGACCCAUUUAUUCUUGACAAAGUAGCCCUAGCGGAUACACAGGGCAUCAAAUUAUAUGUCAGAAAUGCGCAGAUAAGAGGUUUCUGCGACUUCAAGAUAAAUUCUUUUCAUGCAGAUAUUAAUAAUUUGCAAUAUGACAUUGUGAUUGUAUUCGACCAAAUCCGAGCGAACACCACUUAUGAUUUUAAUCUAAACGUACUAAUACCCAUUUCACAUAUGGGACAGCUUUACAUUACUGCAGACAACGUAGGGGCAAAAAUAAACUUACAGUUCAAACUAGUAACCAAAGAUGGCAAAAGAUUUACAUACUUGUCCAAGAUAAAGAUAAAUAUCGACAUAAAGAAAUACAAUGCUGAAUACGGCGUGGAGGGAGAACAGUUUGCUCAAUUGCGCGAAAUUAUUCAGAACUUUGUAGGCCAGAAUCAAGAAGAGAUUAUAAACAGUCUUAAACCAGCACUAGAAGAGAUUGUCUCCAGACGAAUCAUAUCGAUUACCAAUAACAUAGUUAAACAUUUUACUUAUGAGGAACUUUUCCCAAAUAGAACAUAAGUCACUUAAAAUUUUAAUAUUCAUUAUCAUAAGAUCCUUUCGUGCAUUCCAUAAAAAAAUUUAAAAAUUAAUAAAAAAAUAAGUUAUUACAGUGCUUUCAAAUUGAUGAUACAAACGUAAUUGCCCAUAGAUAGAAACAUCGUCCAUGUCAUUAAUGGCCAGCAUAGAUUUAUGAUUAUUUAUUAAAUAAUAUUAUAUUUAAUUAGUUUUAACAAUAGUUUAAUGAAGGAAAUUAUAAUCACCGCCGUUAAACUACUUUGAACGUAACGCUAAUGAGAAUGUUACGCUAAACUUUAUUAUUAUUUAUGAAUGACGUAGAAAGAACUACUGACAUAUUAUAUGACUCUUUCUUUAUAUUAAAGAAAUAAAAAGGUAAAUUGAAAAAGUUAAAAUUGAAUACUGAAUUACAAUAUAUCUGUGAUAACUUUAGUAAAGAAAACGUAUAGUGACACGUAUAAUUGACACAAUUAUGAUACUCGUAUAAUAUGUAAUAUACAAAAUAGGCGAAAACUCAUUACCUAUUGAAUGGCGAAUUAAUACUUUAUUGACAUUAUUAAUUAAGCUACAUAAUUACUUAUAAAAAUACAUUCCAAAUUGUUUUUCUUUCUUUUUUAGCAAACAUGUUGCAGAUUUCAAUUAACGUAUGUAAAUAAAGGAUUAAAAACAAGAUUACUUUAGCAACUUUAAUAAGCAAUGAAAUGAUUUGUGACUUUUAGACUACCCCAU
Vollenhovia emeryi is the source of this 1671-nucleotide messenger RNA. RefSeq lists its product as uncharacterized. The record is from RefSeq and is a predicted model, not a curated record. Lineage: Eukaryota; Metazoa; Arthropoda; Insecta; Hymenoptera; Formicidae. The transcript is spliced from 3 exons. The coding region runs from base 217 to 945 and encodes 242 amino acids.